CACUAAAGGGCACUGAUAGGCAGUACUAAUGAGGUGGCCUGGAUAGGCGGCACUGAUAGGCAGCACUAAUGAGCACUGAUAGGCAGCACUGAUAGGUGACACUGAUGAUGGGUACUGAUAGAUGGCACUGACUGGCAUCACUGCUGGGCCGGCACUGACUGGUGGCACUGACUGGCAGCACUGCUGGGCUGCACUGGUGUGUGGCACUGGUGGGCAGCACUGGUGGGUGGCACUGGUGGGCACAGGUGGGUGGGCACAGGUGGGUGGCACUGCUGGGCACAGAGUGGCACAGGUGGGUGCACUGCUGGGCACAGGUGGGCGGAGCUAGUGGGCGCACUGCUGGGCACAGGUGGGCGGAACUUGUGGGUGGCACUGCUGGG
Staurois parvus is the source of this 380-nucleotide messenger RNA. The record is from the annotation of a GenBank genome assembly. Lineage: Eukaryota; Metazoa; Chordata; Amphibia; Anura; Ranidae.